Molecule: messenger RNA, 6291 nt
Organism: Pungitius pungitius (ninespine stickleback)
Lineage: Eukaryota; Metazoa; Chordata; Actinopteri; Perciformes; Gasterosteidae
Gene: sun1b
Product: Sad1 and UNC84 domain containing 1b
Exons: 23
Coding region: 1421-4675 (1084 amino acids)
Cellular component (GO): nuclear envelope; meiotic nuclear membrane microtubule tethering complex
Molecular function (GO): protein-membrane adaptor activity
Source: RefSeq, a predicted model, not a curated record
GCAGACAACAAGUAACUUAUCUCUCAAGGAUAUCAUUAAGACUGCGUCAUUGGACUCAUAACAGUAAAUAGAUCUAUUAUGGCAAUAGCCUGGAAGUCGGUACAGUCGCGUUGCCCAAAUACCUGGCGUCUAAAUUUAGCAGCGGGCAAUGCGAGAAUGUAACGGGGCUUCUCUGCCUUUUGGCCUGACACUACGUGCAGUUAUUAAUAAUCCGACGCUUCAGCUUCCAAACGUCUCCCGUCUGAAACACUGCUUUUGACAGAAGCUGGACUCCUCACGCCACUGGUAGUUCUGCGUAAAGGCGCAAAAACGGACGCGGGAGGAGGACGUGCAGCGCUGUGGUGGGACAGGUGUCCCUGCGUAGCACCGUUUGUGUGCGCGUGUGUGUUUGUUGAAUGAAUGCAUGCACUUUUAUUGCUGAAGCUGUCUCCAGAUGUGGUCAUCGUGCCAACUGGUACAUGUCACAUUUCUGAAAAGAUUUAGUCACAUGCUAAGAAUAAAAACACAUUUAGCUUUUUCAUUAAUAACACCAGUCUGGCACCAUACUUGUCCCCUGUCCUUGGUUCUGUAGGAGCCGACUGCUGUCUGCUAAUUUUGGAGGGCCCACAUUAAGCGCUGGCCACGUGAUUCAUUGCACCAGUUGUAGAGUCAAAAUAAUCAACUAAUCCUCGCUGAAUUAAAGUAGUCCUUUUGGCAUUUGGAUAUUAGUUUCGGUUUAUCCGACUGAUGCAGAUUUGAAACAUGAUUAAGAUUAUGGGUUGAGAAUUUGGAGGAGGGUUUUAGGGAAAAGCCAUCUGUUUUAUCUGUAGCCAUGUUUCUAGGAGUUACCCGCUCGCUCAGGAUAUUUGUAAACGUUUUGGUCACUAGUUUGCACCAUGUUUGAGCUUGUUGUAACCAGAAAUGCUGAAUCAAUAAGGCCAAACAUAGUUAUCAUGAUCAUUAUGUUGCAUAGAGCAAGGGUUAAAACCUUUUUGUACUGUCAAGUCAUCUAAGUUUUCCCUGGAUAUGCUCUGCAGUUUUGGCAGAUGAGUUUAUUGCCAGUUUAAAACGGGUAUAACUUAAUCUACUAAAAAACAGUCUAAUACAACAGUCCUUGAAUUCAUAGCAGCCCUGUUAUAUUGUACUGCAUUAGUUUUAACAACAAACUGGAAGCCGAGUGCAUUAAGGAAAUAGUAUUUGCUUAGCUUCUUUAAAUAAUGCCGCUGUCCCUCAGCCCUCAGAGCAGUUGUUUCCCGCCCAUUGCCUAAUAUUGAGCCCCACCCCUUGCUGUUUCACUUGGUUUCAUAAUACCGCUCAUUCUCUGCGUGGAGCUCACCCGAGCAGUCACUGUGGAAGUAGCCGUCCCGGUGAGGAGCCGACCGGAGGAGAAGAGACGAGUCAUUCAUUACGGCUUCGUCAUCAACAGCCAGCCAGAGCCAACAUGCGGGAAGAGCCUAAACAAAGAAGAAUGACCAUGGAUUUUUCCCAACUGCACACAUACACACCGCCACAGUGUGCUCCCGAGAACACCGGCUAUACCUACUCCCUCAGCUCCAGCUACUCCACAGCGGCGUUAGAUUUUGAGAAGGAGCACCAUAUUGCUGCCGUGUACGAGUCGCCCAGGAUGUCACGGCGGAGCCUGCGUCUGCAGACAGGUGCCGGACACCACGGCAAUGAGACCCUGGAUGAAUACUCCCAGAGCCACAGCAGUAGCUACACCAGCACAAGGAGAGAGACAAGGUCGCUGCGCAGUAAAAAGCAGCAGUCCAGUUCCAGCUCACUGUCUUUCCCCUUGAGCCAAGCCGCCACGCCGAGGAAAACCCUCUCCUUCUCAGCUGCAAAUACCCCGAUUAACAACAGCAGCAGCAGCGGCAUCAUCAUUCAUGAAGGCAACACAGCUUCUGAUGGCUCUUUGCUUACCUCCACCCUGGACCAGUCCCACCUGAGACAACGCACCGUCACCACAACCACUACUUCUACUACUGUGGAUGGACACUGGGGGAGUAACUCCAGCAACGACCACCAGUCGUCAAAGCUCAACGGCGGCGCCAGCGCAUCAAAAUCCCACCACUCACUCGUCAAUGGAUACAUCUGCAACGACUGCUCUUUCCACUCUCAGAAGACCGACUCCCCUAUCACGCAGUCUUCAUCAUCAUCAUCAUCAUUAUUAUUAUCAUCUAAGGCAGCAGGAGCUUCCUCAGAAGGCCUCUUCUCUUCCUCCACCUCGUCCCCGUUCACAAGAAUAUACUCCAGGGACAGGAGUCAAAGGAAAAAGACCGGUGUCCUGGUGUCUGUGUCUAACACGUGUGUGCACUACAGCAAACGAGCCCUGGCCCCCAUAGUGUCCUUAGUCACCCUGCUCUUCAACAAUGUGCUCUGGCUGGGUUCACGGGCCAGGAGCCCCCCAGGAAAAGGUGUCCUUGCAUCUUUUUCGGACUCAAUGAGACAAGCCAUGUCCUCCAGUCUGUCCCAACUGUGGAUAUUUAAGCAGACCACUCUUCACAGGAUGGUGGGCUACAGGGCUAAUGGCUAUGAAGGACAAGCCCACUCAAGCUUCUGUGGAAGCAUGAAUGUGAAGGAUCUGAGGACCGAAGAUGCAUCACAUCUCAAACUCAAUGGUUCCCUGUGCGAUGACUGUAAAGGGAAGCAGCAUUCAGAGACACACACUGUCCUCCUCACACACUCCUCCAGGUGUCGACGCCUGUUGGGGGGACUGUGGAGCGUCGUAGCUUUUACAGGUCACUUUCUCAUCCAGCCAGGUCACUGUGUGGCGAAAGCAGGCCAAGCGUUGGGAUCAUGGGUUGGAAGAGUGGUGCAGAGGCUCCUGUUGUUAUGCUGGAUGCUCUUGGCAGCUCCAGUGAAGGCAGUCAGGGGACUUGUGUGGUUCCUUGCUACAGGAUGGUACCAGCUGGUGUCUCUGAUGUCGCUCCUCAACGUCUUCUUUCUGACGCGAUGUCUUCCCAAACUCUGGAGGCUCCUAUUGCUCCUUUUGCCCCUUUUCCUCCUCCUUGCUCUCUGGUUGUGGGGUCCGUCCACUGCCGUCCUGCUCGCCUACCUGCCAGCCGUAAACCUAACCGAGUGGCGUCUCGCGUCUCCCUUGUCUAACGUGGUGCAAGUUUCUGCUCCAUCUCCUGCCUCCGUACCUGUCCCUGCAGCAGAAACUCCAGUAGAGGUCACCCCAGCCACCCCGGUCUCACAGGCACUACCGUCUCUUCCCCCUGCGGUGGUCUCGAGUGUGGACUUGGAGAGAUUGGAGCGUGUGGAGCGCCAACUGACCCUGCUGUGGGAGCAGGUCCAGCAGGGCGACCAGAGGCAGCAGCAGCGGCACGGGGAUGUCUUGGGUCUCUACAGCAGCCUGAGGGAGCAGCUCCACACUCAGACCGACAGGGAGAGCCUGGGAUUGUGGGUGUCCACCCUGCUGGAGCAGAGGCUCGGGGUGUUGAGGGGAGAGCUGGAGCAAGAGAACACCGGCAGAGCACAGAGCGCAGAGCAGCAGAAACAGCAGCAAGAGGGUCAGGCAACACGGCUGGCUGAUUUAGAGCUGCAGCUCAAUGCUCUGGCUGCUAUGACUGAGGAGGUGCAACAGAAGCAGAAGCAGCAGCAGCAACAUGAACACGAGAAGCAAGGAAGAGAAACAAAGAUCACUUCAACAGCAACAGUUCCUAUCAGUGUGGGUGUGAAGCAGGAGGACCAUGAUGCUCUGCUGGUGGAGGUGCAGAGACUUGAGUUGGAGCUGGCCGGGAUCAGAGAGGACCUGCAGGGUGUGGUGGGAUGUAAGGGCAAGUGUGAGCAGCUGGACACACUACAGGAGACUAUCUCCUCCCAGGUCUCCUCCCAGGUGCGUAAGGAGUUGCAGGCCCUGUUCUUCGGCAGUGGUGAGCCGGGAGUGGUGCCCGAGUCCUUGAUCCUCUGGCUGUCCCAGCGCUACGUGACCACACCCGACCUGCGGGCUUCCCUGUCCUCGAUGGAGCUGAGCAUCCUGAGGAACGUGUCCCAGCAGCUGGAGCUUAACCGGGCUCAGACCCUGGGUGAGGCCGAGUCCCAAGCCCAGACCAUCGUUAAGACUGUAACCGGAACCGUCCAACACGCCGCUGCUGCAGAGGGACUGACGGAGGAGCAAGUAAAGCUGAUCGUCCAAAACGCUUUGAGGCUCUACUCCCAGGAUCGAACAGGCCUGGUGGACUACGCCCUGGAGUCUGGAGGUGGCAGCAUCCUCAGCACUCGCUGCUCUGAGACAUAUGAGACCAAGACGGCCCUCAUGAGUCUGUUCGGCCUGCCGCUCUGGUACUUCUCCCAGUCGCCGCGCGUCGUCAUCCAGCCUGAUGUGUACCCUGGUAACUGCUGGGCAUUCAAAGGCUCUCAGGGCUAUCUGGUGAUCCGCUUGUCCCUGAGGAUCCUGCCCACCUCUUUCUGCAUGGAGCACAUCCCCAGGGCCAUGUCCCCGACAGGAAACAUCACCAGCGCCCCACGCAACUUCACUGUUUUAGGUCUAGAUGACGAGUACCAGGAAGAAGGGAAGCUGCUGGGGCACUACACGUACGAGGAAGACGGGGAGUCACUGCAGAGCUUUUCUGUUACGGAGCAGAACGACAGGGCCUUCCAGAUCAUCGAGGUGCGGGUGCUGUCUAACUGGGGUCAUCCAGAAUACACCUGCAUGUACCGCUUCCGAGUGCAUGGAGAACCCCGGCCUCAGUGAACCAAACCACCACUGGGUCACAAACCAUCACCCAAUCUGUACAUAGAUCUUUUAAAACGGACGGGACUCUGCCGGAAUGACGGGACGACGGUGAUCGAUAAAGGAAUGUGCCCAGACUGAGUUGUGUGGUUUUUGAAAGCGGGAAUGUCGGGAAUAGAACCACAGAAGAAGCUAAAACUCCCUACGCCCUCUUUGUCAAAAGGCCUCUAUUACUGAAUCCGCCUGUGAGGGGCGCCGUGCUCCACUGAGCGGACAAAUCCAUCCCCAUCUUGGCACCCUCCACUUCUACUUGGAGGUGGACGCUUGAAAUGGGGGGGAAACAGACUCAUCUCCAUCAUUUCUUUACACGCUGCAUCUUUUUGAUUUCCGUUUUUUUUAUCAUGGUGGUUUUAGUCAUUUUAUUUCCUGUAAGUUGAUUAUUUUCAGUAUCAAAGCCGCUGCACCGUUGAGCUGCGGCGCUGCCCCAGUGUGUCACUCUCUUUGUUGCUAUCAAGUCUCUGCGAUGGAUCUGAUUGAGCUGUCUGGGAAAGCUGCAGGACUGGACCACAGUCACAGUGGGCGAAUCAUGUUUCCAUAUAGGCAUAACUCUUGAAAGAGAACAUGCUGCCCAUGGACACUGAAUGUUUCAUCAAGGUGAGGCUCAAUGCAAAUCCUUUUUACAGCAACACUCAUCUGACCUGAGAUCUAUUUGUUUAGAGUAUUACAAGGCUCUUCACUAUGUACAUUAGACAUAAUAUGUGGAUGCUUGUGGAUGGACUCCAGGAUUUAUUCUAGCAUGUGAAACUUCCCGAACCACACUAACUUUUACAUGCACCAUGGAUUUACAUGAACGGGUCCUCUUCAUUGUUUUGGCUCUGGUUCCUGGAUCUCAAAUAACUAAAGGCUGAUGUUGAAGGCAACAUAAUGACUUCCAGCUUUCAACUUCUUGCUGUCAAAAAAUAAUAGAACUGCUCCUGUAGACAAGAGUAUGAGUUUUCUUUUCUGUUUCUCUUGAGAGGGGACUCUUGUCCCCUUGCCUAAUUAUAAACGUCCUCCUUACAUGGGCCCCCUGUUCAGAAACCGUGAAGGAAUGUAAUUUGUAUAUUUUGUUGAUAGUUGGUCCAUUAUAAUAUCUGCUUUAUCAGUGUUGCUUUAUAUAAAAAGUCAUCCCGUCAUUAUCAUAAUUAGUAUUGUAUUGCUACCAUUGUUUCUACUGUUAUUCAUUAUGGUGUUUCCUUUUUUUUGUUGAUUUUUGUUUUGGGGGGGGGUGGUUUAUUGAUGUUGGGCGAUGCACUGUAACAACUUGUUAGAGAAAUGUCUGUCACACAAGCUUUCACAAUAUGUUUUUAGAAACGGGUGAGUAGUGAUUCAUUUUGGUUGCAUAUAUGGAGAAGUCUAAAAAUGUAUAAAAAAUGUUUUGUUCACAAUCUAAUUUAUUAACAGUCAAAUAGUUAAAGCAAGAAAUAUGCUACUGCGAUGUAUAUUUUGUCAAAAGCUGUCAGUGCAUUUUGAAACCAUCAUGGGGCUUUUUUUUAAGAUAAAAUGGCUAUUUUUGUUGAGUCAAGAGAUGACUUAACGGCUUUGGAAUAUAUUCCAAUAAAGAUUUUAAUUUUGAAGAAUGUCUCAGAAUAACAUGA